AGAAACUGCAACAAGCACAUUUGAACAGCAGGGGGAGAACUCAUGCAGUAGAUGAUGUGGAUCUGAUGACAGCCCAGGGCCCAGAGUGGAGCUCGAUCACUUUUCCGGGGUUCGUACAACAGGUCUAGCGUGCUCAGGCAGAGGCAAGGACCACAGAUGAGAAGUUGGUAGAAAAUAUAUGCAACGUUUGCAUCAAGAGCAAGCUCACACAGCCUUUCAAAGGAGAGAGACUGAGCGGAGAGGGAAGGCACCACGGAUCUGUGAACCACUGAAGGCUAACAGUUCACGGCUACACAGUUAGCCACGGCCGCAGAGAGGUAUGUCUGAAGUUAGUCUUGAGGCUGAUUCGGGGAAGACCUCAGCCGAGGACCCUCAGGUGGAUUAUGAGGAGGAUGGCAGAGCAGAGGAGAGUUUGAGUGAGGGCGUGAAACAGGAGAAUGUAGACGACAGUAGCGGGGGAGAUGACAGAGAUGAAGAGCUGUACGACAUUGAUAUUGACACUCCUGAAGAAUGUGCACAGGACAGUGACAGAGAUGUCGAGGAGAAGGUGGAGGAGGAUGAGGGAGUUCAGAUAGAGAGCGAGGUGACAUACAGAGAUGAUGAUGCAGCCACACAGGUGACUGAUAGGGUAGAAAGUGGGGAACAGGAGAUGAACCAUCAUGUUGAAAGAGCUGAAACACCAGCGGAGAGGGAAGAACCUCACACUGAAACAAAGGUGAGCACAAUGGCUGAGGAGCCCCACAGAAGCUCAGCCGCAGAGAUCCCGGUCACCAGUAAUGGAGACCUGGAUCAGAACCCUGAGAUGGUUUUCCAGAGGGACUCUUACCCCAGUGUACCUGGGGCCCUAAACCUCUCAGAGUCCUGCGUCACCUCCAGUAACUUCACUUCAACAACAGAGGGCAUCAUUGAAUCAGGGCCGUACAGAGGGUCAGCAAGCCUGCCCACAUCUCCCGUGGCACCUGUAGCUCCCAGCUCGGCUGUUGCUAGCCGCCUGGCACGCUCUACCAGCGAUAGUCAGACUGAGACAGGUGGAGGAGCAUUGGUCCUGUCAGAUGACUUAAAGAGCCCAGCCAUGGAGAAACUGGACCUUGUGAGAAAGUGGAGCAUCAACACGUAUAAAUGCACCAGGCAGAUCCUGUCAGAGAAGCUGGGCCGUGGCUCGAGGACGGUGGACAUGGAGCUGGAGGCUCAAAUCGAAGUCCUCCGUGAUAACAAGAGAAAGUACCAGCAUGUCAUCAAGCUGGCUCAGACGCUGUCCAAUCAGCUGUCCCAGAUGAUGCAGACACAAAGACAGCUGGGAGAUGCCUUCGCUGACCUGAGCCUCAAGUCACCAGAACUACAUGAGGAGUUUGGUUACAACGCUGACACCCAAAAACUUUUGUCCAAAAAUGGAGAGACUCUGCUGGGUGCAAUCAACUUCUUCAUCUCUAGUGUUAACACACUUGUGGACAAAACAAUCGAAGACACCAUGGUCAAUAUCAAACAGUAUGAAAUUGCCAGGGUUGAGUACGAUGCGUACCGCACAGACUUGGAGGAGCUGAAUCUGGGACCACGGGAUGCCACGACCAUGCCCAAGAUAGAGCAGUCCCAGCAGCAGUUCCAGAUCCACCGGGAGAAGUAUGAGAGGAUGCGAAACGACGUCUCCAUCAAGCUGAAGUUCUUGGAGGAGAACAAGGUGAAGGUUUUGCACAACCAGCUCAUCCUGUUCCACAAUGCUAUUGCUGCGUACUAUGCUGGAAACCAACAGCAGCUGGAAGAGACACUCAAGCAGUUCCACAUCAAGUUGAAAAUGCCAGGUGGAGACAGUCCAUCGUGGCUGGAAGAGCACUAAUUGCUCCAUUUGAAGCCAUAGUGGCUCGGUUUGACAGGAAAUGUCAAAUUCUACAAAAACUACAGGAACUACCCCUCCCUCUUCUUCCCUUCAACUCUACUGUCACUGCCUUUUAAACUUUCACAAUUGUAAAUCUUUCAAGUCAUGCAAAACAUGAAAUAACAGGGAAGAGAUCCCACAAUCAGUUUUAUUCUGAUGUCAAAUCAUCCUUUUCAUAUUGCAGUUCUUUGAAAACAAAGGAAAUGCACUUUUAUACUGUUUGACAAAUCUGUAAAACAGGAGUUGCUGCAGUAAACAUGUUUGGAAACUGUAAAUGGCCUUUUGUACUCCAGCAUAUGAAUGUUGUAUCUUUGCAUGGCAGACAUGUUGGCUCUGUAAGGGCAGCUACCGGAUCAAAACGACUGCCGUUAUUUACAUUACCUUUAAUCAGCCCUACUCAAACACAGAUGAACGCUUUACAGAAGUCAUAUCAGUACACUUCAGCUGACUCUGAGCAUGAUUACUCUGAUUUGACUUUAUAUCUGUGCUUAUAAACCGGGCAUAGCAGCUUUCAAAAUUCUUAAUCAUGCAAAUGCAAACUUUAUAGUUGACAUUUUGGGAAAUCACUUAUUUACUUUCAUGCGUAGAGUCAGACAAAAAAGAUCAACACCACUUUCGUAUCUGUAUGUUUAAUGUUAGGCUUUAUCUGGCAGCUUUUUAAGCUUAGCUUAGCAUAAAGACUAGAAAACAAAAUGAACAAGCUUGGCUCCGUCCAAAGGUAAAAAAAAAAAGUCGCAUUUACCCAAAAACCCUCAGCAUAAAAAAUGAAGUUGUGGUUUUAUGGGAGAUUUUUCUGAUUAGGUACAGUGCCGGGCUACCAGUGUCUCUUGGAUUCCAGUAUUAAUGCUAAGCUACGCCAACAAACUGCAAGCUUCAUAUUUAAUGUACAAGCAUGAGCGGUAUCAAUCUUCUUGUCUAACUCUGGGCAAAUAAAAAAUAAUACCGGUAUGUCCCAAAAUACCAAACUGUUUAGUUUAAACUGAUAUCUAAAUGAAAUUGAUUUCAUUUCACAACAAAUCAUGCAUGCUGUGAUAUGAUAUUGUGAACCUCUUUUUUUUUUUUUUUUUAGCAUUUUCCUAUUCUUGUCUAAAUCCAUGGUACAAGACUGAAUGGGUCAACCUGUUUGUUUUUUUCUUCCAGAAAAAUGAAGGAUGAGCCUUAUGUGACUAGAUGUGCCUUGAAUUCUUGAAUUUGACCCUCUCUCUUCCCCCUCUGUGCUACCAUACCUGGUCCUGUUAAUACAUACAGGCACUGUCAUUACACGUCUUUGGGACCAACUCCUCCCUUCAAGGAAGGGAACGGACCAAACACAAACACACACACACAGAGGACGUACAGUUUAAGCCUGUACAUUCUGAAACACUCCACAUGAAAAGAUAGCUCUGAUAUAAAGGAAUACUCUAGUAACAUCAGAAGGUCUAAAUGUAUUUGAAGACUUGCUCUUCUCAAAGAUAUUUAUCCGUUUUGCACACGUGCACAUUUAUGCGUUUGAGACUAAUUACAAAAAACUUGUAAAGCCUGUAUGAUAUGUAAGGUGAAAACCAAAAUGGGAUUAACUCGAGAAACUUUUUUUGUAAAUUUGAAAGACCAGCAUCCUUUGCCUGAGCUGCUAACGGUUUCUUUCAUUGGACUUUAUAAAAGUAUGUUUUUCAAUGAGGACGUUGUACGCUGGUAUUGAUAACCGGCUGUUUCGUCCUCACUUUGUAAUAUUCCUGACAUAGCAGUUUGAGAGUGUGGAUCUUGUACAACAAUCUACCCUGAAAUAGAUGGAUAUAUAUUUGUAAUUUUCUCUAUUUUACCCUGUAUGUAGUUGAUGACCAAUGCUGCAGUUUGGCUUUUUUUUUUAUUUCCCAGAGACAUCCAGAAUGAUACGCUAGUGCUAGUCUGUGCUAGUGGAUCUCUACCUUUUUAAUAAUGAAACAUUACCAGCAAAUGUUGAGUUAAGAAAGGAUUCUGAAUGUUGUGUAACCUCUUUGGGAAAAUAAAAGUUCUUUUCUUUAAGCAUC
This is a messenger RNA of Notolabrus celidotus (New Zealand spotty), 3876 nucleotides long. RefSeq names its product ADP-ribosylation factor interacting protein 1 (arfaptin 1) (gene arfip1). Gene Ontology annotation, biological process: intracellular protein transport; regulation of Arp2/3 complex-mediated actin nucleation. Gene Ontology annotation, cellular component: trans-Golgi network membrane. The coding region runs from base 320 to 1831 and encodes 503 amino acids. Lineage: Eukaryota; Metazoa; Chordata; Actinopteri; Labriformes; Labridae. The transcript is spliced from 10 exons. The record is from RefSeq and is a predicted model, not a curated record. Gene Ontology annotation, molecular function: protein domain specific binding; phospholipid binding.